AUCUCUAUAAAUCUCCAUGCCAUCUCUGAACCCCAAAUAGCAACAAGAUCUAGAUUCUCUCAAAGAAAAUGGCAGCUUUGGCUCUUUCAUGUCCCUCUAACUCCUUGUACAGAUCUUCCUUCUCCCCAAUCCCUGCCAAAUCAACAGUAGCCCCUGCUCCUCGACUCAGGGUCUCGGCCUCCGCCGCCGCCGCCGCUCCGGCGAUGGCCACGAUGUACGAUCUUCUCUCCGUGUCCCGGACCGCCGGGCCCAGCGAGAUCCGCACGGCGUACCGACGGGUGGCCCUUCGGUGGCACCCGGACGCGUGCCGCUCCGCCGGGGAGGAGCGCCGCUACGCGGAGCGCUUCAUGGAGGCGCGGGAGGCCUACGAGGUGCUCUCCGACCCCGUCCGCCGCCGCGACUACGACCUGGCCCUCUCCGGGGGCCGCUGGGCCUCUGCCGUCGGCGCCGCCACGGUCUUCCGCGAGGGGCGCCCUCGCGGGCGAGGAGGCGACGCGGUGGCGUUUGGGAACUGGGAAACCCAACUGGACGGGCUCCGGCGGCGGUCGGACGUGGCGGAUGCCGGCGGGAAGGAGGAGACGUGGGGCGGCCGCGUGCGCCGGGCCCGCAGCGCCGCCGUCUAGUGGAUUGAGUCUGUGGCGGCGCGAUUGGCGUCAAUAUAUUGGAAGGCUCCGAUCGAACGAGUGAUUCGAGAAUUGAUUUGCUGGAGGCGACUCGAUCGAAGAAUCGACCUACAAAUCUACAAAACGAUCUUCAAAUAUUCAACAGAUUCAAGACCAUGAAUCUACCAGUUUUUAGUUCUUUUUGGGUGUAAUUUCCAUCACCGAACAGAUCAAUCGAUAUGUAACUUCGUAAUUUCCAGUGAUCGAGAGGCUAAUGGCCUUACAUUAACUGAAGUUUUUUUUUUUUGG
This is a messenger RNA of Zingiber officinale, 911 nucleotides long. RefSeq names its product chaperone protein dnaJ 20, chloroplastic-like. Gene Ontology annotation, cellular component: chloroplast. The record is from RefSeq and is a predicted model, not a curated record. The coding region runs from base 69 to 623 and encodes 184 amino acids. Lineage: Eukaryota; Viridiplantae; Streptophyta; Magnoliopsida; Zingiberales; Zingiberaceae. The transcript has a single exon.